Messenger RNA from Artibeus jamaicensis (Jamaican fruit-eating bat), 3402 nucleotides. It is a transcript of the gene CBX2, whose product is annotated as chromobox 2. The transcript is spliced from 5 exons. Gene Ontology annotation, cellular component: PRC1 complex; heterochromatin. The coding region runs from base 41 to 1639 and encodes 532 amino acids. The record is from RefSeq and is a predicted model, not a curated record. Gene Ontology annotation, biological process: negative regulation of transcription by RNA polymerase II. NCBI's taxonomy places the organism in Eukaryota, Metazoa, Chordata, Mammalia, Chiroptera, Phyllostomidae.
GGCGGGCGCCGCGAUCGGGCUGGCGGGCGCGCGCGGCAGCAUGGAGGAGCUGAGCAGCGUGGGCGAGCAGGUCUUCGCCGCCGAGUGCAUCCUGAGCAAGCGGCUCCGCAAGGGCAAGCUGGAGUACCUGGUAAAGUGGCGCGGCUGGUCUUCCAAACACAACAGCUGGGAGCCGGAGGAGAAUAUCCUGGAUCCACGGCUGCUCUUGGCCUUCCAGAAGAAGGAACACGAGAAGGAGGUGCAGAACCGGAAGAGAGGCAAGCGGCCCCGGGGCAGGCCGAGGAAGCACACGGUGAUGUCCUCCUGUGGCCGGCACUCCAAGCUCAAGGAAACUGACACCACCUCCAAGUGCAAAUCCAGCAGCUCCUCCUCGUCCUCUACAUCCUCCUCGUCUUCCUCGGAUGAAGAAGAUGACAGCGACUUAGACGCCAAGAGGGGUCCCAGGAGCCGUGAGACCCAUCCAGUGCCUCAGAAGAAGGCCCAGAUCCUGGUGGCCAGACCCGAACUGAAGGACCCCAUCCGGAAGAAGCGGGGCCGCAAGCCCCUGCCCCCAGAGCAGAAGGCGGCCCGGAGACCCGUGAGCCUGGCCAGGGUGCUAAAGACUGCCCGGAAGGACCUGGGGGCGCCAGCCAGCAAGCUGCCCGCUCCGCUCAGCGCCCCUGUGGCCGGCCUGGCAGCACUGAAGGCACACACCAAGGAGGCGUGCAGCAGCCCCAGCACCAUGGCCACCCCGGAGAACCUGGCCGGCCUGAUGAAGGGCAUGGCCGGCAGCCCCAGCCGAGGCGGCAUUAGCUGGCAGAGCUCGAUCGUGCACUACAUGAACCGCGUGAGCCAGAGCCAGGCCGCAGCCGCCAGCAGGCUGGCGCUCAAAGCCCAGGCCACCGGCAAGUGCAGUCUCGGGCUGGACCUCAAGGUGAGGACGCAGAAGGGUGAGCUGGGGUUCAGUUCCCCAGGAAGCAAAGCCCCAAAGGCCCCCAGCAGCGGGGCAGUGGAGCAGAAAGGGGGGAACGCAGCAGGGCCCCCACAUGUCCACGGCAGCAGCAAGGUCCCUGCCAGUUGCCUGAGCCCCCAGCCUGCACCCACCCAAGAGCUGAGCCUCCAGGUCUUAGACUUACAGAGUGUCAAGAACGGCACACCUGGGGUGGGCAUGGUUGCCCGCCAUGCCACGACCAACAAGGGCGUCCCUGCCACCAUGCCAGGCACUGGGAAAGGGGCCGGAGCCGGUGCCACGGGGGGCAGCGGGGCUGGCGUGAUGGCAGACACCGGCAAGAGUGAGAAGCUGGCAUCCAGAGCCGCAACUCUGCCUGGCCCUGCAGGCAAGCGGGACUGUGUCGAGGGCAGUGUGGCUGCUGGAGGGCAGGAGGGGCCCGGGGCCCGGGGUGACACCCGCAAGGCGGCCACGCUGCUGGGGCUGAGCACCGGUGAGGAGAACAGCAGCUCUGACUCGGACCCUGACUCCGCCUCGCCGCCCGGCACCAAGCAGAGCCUGUCUGUGUCUGUGCAGACCAGCCAGGACUGGAAGCCCACCCGUAGCCUCAUUGAGCAUGUCUUUGUCACUGACGUCACUGCCAACCUCAUCACCGUCACGGUGAAGGAAUCCCCCACCAGUGUGGGCUUCUUCAACCUGAGGCACUACUGACCGUGUGACGGCCACCGUCGGGGCCUCCCCUGCCUGUCUCUGGCCUCUACUCUGCUCCAGAGUAGCCGCACCUCACACUCUCUCCAGGGGCCAGGUGGCCUUGAAGGGCAGGCUUGGAAGGCCUUCUCCCUGGACCCCAGCCCUGCCUGUGAUGCCUUGCCAGGGCCUGGCCCAGCCCUGCUCCUACCUCUGGGCCUUUGCUUUCCACUGGCCUCGGAGUCCGGGCAGCUGCCCAGGGCUCAAGCCAAACCUCACACUCCCUGCUUGCCUGCAGGGGAGGGCCGUCAGCAUUUCUUGUGCAGAGUGACUCUUCUGCCCACUGUGGGUGACACUGUAUUGGGGGUUGGGGGGGGGCAGAACAGUCCAGCCAGGCCUCACUGGUUGCAACCCCCCCCUCAGCACUGUCUGAGCCGGCAUAGGGGAGGGGACUUGCUGUCCCUGUCCUCCCCCGCUGACAGCUGAGGGCUGUGGCCUUAACGGAAAAGGACAGGUUUCAAAAGUGUAGAGGGUGGGGGCCAGCAACCCAGGGGAGGUGGGUUUUGAUGCCACCUGACCCUGGUUCGGACUGACGGCCACAGGCCCUGGAUGCUGACCCAAAAGUCCCAUCAGGCCGGGGAGGGGCCUGUCCCAGAGCUGUUGGGCCUGAACAGCCUCCGAGUUCAGGGGACAGGAGGAGUGGGUGUGACUGGCUGUGUCCCUGCCAGCUGCCCCUGGGCAGACUGCCUAGGCCCGACCUUGGCCCUGCACACUGCCCCUGCCUUGCCCUGUCCGUGGCCUUGCCCUGUCCCCGGCCUUCGAGAGGUGCCAUCCUCCCUAAUAAUCCCCCCACCUCCGGGGGUUUCGUGUCCUUUCCAGCUGGGAAGCUGGCUCCCUGCACCAUUUGGGAAGUAGGACAAAAUCGAGGGGCCCGCCUGGCCAAUAGCCCCAAGAAAGGCCGGGUCUGCUGCCACCAUAUACCCCCCAGCUGGCUAUAUUGGGGUGCUGCCUCAUGUAAUGACCAGCCUCGGAACUGGGGGCAGAGAGAUGGGUCACCUCAGGGCAGGAGCACUGGGUAUUUGUAAAGCCAAAAAGAAGUGGGACUUUGGGGGACGCUCUGUUCAGUUACUGGUUACAGUCAGCCAGCUGGGGUGGGACUCUAUCCCCACGGCCUUAACCGAAGGGGCCCUGGGCCCGGACUUGCUCAGUGGGCUGUGGUCUCUGAGGGCUGGGCCUGCUCCACUGCAGGGCCCUGGUCCCCCACCCUCCAUGCCAAAUAGGGAGCAUGGCUUCUGAGUAGCCGAACCACUUUCAACAGUGUGCCUUUGGGGACGGCCUGUGUCCAGGACCUCAUUGAGAGCCACCCGAGUGAAGUUUCUGGGUCUCGUGUGGUCACCAUGCUGACUGGCAGGAAUGGUGCUCACAGCCUCCAAGUUCCACAGACCCUCCUGCCUGUUGCCCCUCUGCCUUAGAAGCUGCAGCUCCUUCCAGGCCUGUGGGGCAACCCUGGGCUUCCAGGGGCUGUGGGAUGAUGUCAUCACCAGCAGCCAGGUCUCUGGAAACGACUUGGUACCUUUCUGUUUACCAGCCAUUUCAAUCCCAAAGUUUGAGUCUGCAGGCCCCUGACUCCCAGCCACUUUGCCUUCUCACUGUGUGGUGUGUGUUUCUUGGUGCUUGUGACUCUGAGCAGUUUGUGUUUAAGUGGGCGGGGUGUGUGCACUCUGGCGUGUACAGCCUUUACUGGGGUAGGACUGCAUGUUUACCAAUAAAAAGUACUUUCACUUGCU